Meriones unguiculatus (Mongolian gerbil) is the source of this 1186-nucleotide messenger RNA. RefSeq names its product TAFA chemokine like family member 3 (gene Tafa3). The transcript is spliced from 7 exons. Gene Ontology annotation, molecular function: receptor ligand activity. The record is from RefSeq and is a predicted model, not a curated record. NCBI's taxonomy places the organism in Eukaryota, Metazoa, Chordata, Mammalia, Rodentia, Muridae. Gene Ontology annotation, biological process: negative regulation of microglial cell activation; neuroblast differentiation; regulation of neuroblast proliferation. The coding region runs from base 566 to 1186 and encodes 206 amino acids.
UGCCCGCAAGGGCUGAAGCAGCGGGAACGACUCCCAGCUAAGCCGCUGCGCGCUUGCUUGCCUGUGGGGCGGCAAGCUCGGAAGGACCCGGCUGAGCCGGGGAGCUGGAGGGUCCUGGCCGGGAGCACCCAGGUGCUCAGAGCUGGGCUCACUUGAGUCAGGGACUCCAACUUAGCCAAAUCGCUCCCUUACCCCUCUCUUUCCGGAGCAGCAACUUAGUGAUCAGAUCGCGGGGAGCGCUCAGAACGAGACAACACCCGAGCUGGCCACUCCCACGGAGAGCCCUGUCUUUGGGAGUCUAUAUGCGAAGCCCAGAGGCAGCGAGGACCUCAGGCCGGAAGAUUGAGCCAGGACCAGUGCUGUGGAGCAGGGAUCUGCCCUGCCUCUGUUCUGAACAACCUUUAUAUUGUUGUCCAGAUGGAAUGAGUCUGAGACCAGCAGAUGAACAGAUAAAAGCCUAAAGACCCCAGGAACGGCUCUGCCUUCCUGUCCCUUGGUCCUUCUGUGUCACUCAUCACUUCCGACAGUGACAUCAUACCUGGCUGCAAGCUGCCUGGAGUCAAGAAUGAGUGAGAGGGCCUCAAGCAGCUGGAGCCCCGGCAGCUGGGUGCUCGCACUGUGCCUGGCCUGGCUGUGGGCACGUCCGGCCUCUGCCUCCUUGCAGCCACCAACAUCUACAGUCCUAGUGAAGCAGGGCACCUGCGAGGUGAUUGCUGCACAUCGCUGCUGCAACCGGAACCGCAUCGAGGAGCGCUCCCAGACGGUCAAAUGCUCCUGCCUCUCUGGCCAGGUGGCUGGCACCACAAGGGCAAAGCCCUCCUGUGUGGACGCCUCCAUCGUCCUGCAGAAGUGGUGGUGCCAGAUGGAGCCAUGCCUGCUGGGGGAGGAGUGUAAGGUGCUCCCGGACCUGUCGGGGUGGAGCUGCAGCAGUGGACACAGGGUCAGAACCACCAAGAAGCCAACGCUCCCGCAGGUCUGCGAGGAGCUCGCGACCUGGGCGUCUGGACGCGCAGCACCCCCUUGCGGCGGGACGACCUGGUGCCGCAAUCGCAAAACCCCGCUCGGAGGUCCCGGCCGCUCGUCUUGGAGAACCGCUCCCCGGCUAACCCCGGACUCCUCUCAAGGCCGAGCCUUGUGGCUCCCAGAGAAAGUCUUCAGGCAGCAAGAUCCAGGCCCCUGGGUGUAA